Messenger RNA from Talaromyces stipitatus ATCC 10500, 2778 nucleotides. RefSeq names its product NRPS-like enzyme, putative. The record is from RefSeq and is a predicted model, not a curated record. Lineage: Eukaryota; Fungi; Ascomycota; Eurotiomycetes; Eurotiales; Trichocomaceae. Gene Ontology annotation, molecular function: CoA-ligase activity. The transcript has 2 exons. Gene Ontology annotation, biological process: secondary metabolic process; biosynthetic process. The coding region runs from base 1 to 2778 and encodes 925 amino acids.
AUGGAGGCAAUCAACAAUCUCACCCAGCUCCUGCAGGGAGCAGCCAAAUCAAAAAGCGGGUUGAGAUUCUACAAGCCUGUUGAAGACCUACUUGAGUCCAUGUAUGUCUCGUACUCGGAUCUUCUAGAGGAUGCAACCGAAAAGGCUCGCUUGCUGCGUGCUAUCGAGGGUCUCACGCCUUCGACCAUUCUCCUCAUUCACUUUGACAGUCAGCAUGAAGCCAUCCUAUGGUUCUGGGCGGCAACAAUUGCAGGGUUCUUACCUGCAAUGUCGGCACCUCUUGUGAACGAUGCUGCCCAGAGAAAGAAACACCUCAAUCACCUUCAGACACUGCUCCGACAGCCUAUUAUCUUAACAGCAAAGCAUUUGUUAUCCGGAUUUGACGGUGUUGAGGGUCUACAUCUGUACGCAGUUGAGUCAUUGCAAGAUGACAGUUCCACAGCAUCAACGAUCUUCAUGGCUGGUGCACAAAAGGAAGAAAAGGAGCUAGCCGUGCUCAUGUUGACUUCAGGAAGCACAGGCAACGCCAAAGCAGUCGCACUUCGACAUGGUCAGAUCCUAAAGGCACUGAAAGGCAAGACGUCUUUUCAUGGCAUCAAUCCUGGUGAUCCAUUCCUCAACUGGAUAGGCAUGGACCACGUCGCAAACCUGACUGAAAUUCAUUUGCACGCCAUGAGCCUGGGAAGCGACCAAGUCCAAGUACCUGCAGCAGAGCUCCUGCGCAAUCCCUUACUCUUCAUAGAGCUUCUCGACCUUCACAAGAUUGUCUAUACAUUUUCGCCAAACUUUUUCAUGGCGCAAGUCCGUGAUAGUCUGGUUGCAAACCCGACCAUGAAGGCGGAUCUGUCGCACCUGCGAGCUUUCAUCGCCGGUGCCGAGGCUAGUGUGGUGACAACUUGUGAUACACUGACUCGCGAACUUCGUCGUUUUGGCGUACAGACAGAAGUCAUUCGUCCUGGAUUCGGUAUGACGGAGAUAUGUGGAGGAUCCAUUUACUCAACGGGAUGUCCAUCAUAUGACCUUGCAGCGGGCCUCGAGUUUGCCAACUUGGGAACAUGUAUUCCAGGUAUCGAAAUGAGAGUCAUGCAUCUGACCGAUAAAUCCGAGAGAGUACGUGACGGCGAAGUGGGAGAGUUUCAAGUGUCUGGGCCCGUGGUAUUUGACCAUUACUUCAAUAACGCAGAAGCAACUGCCAGCGCUUUCACAGCGGACGGGUGGUUCAUCACUGGUGACUUGGCCUGGAUCGAUAAAUCGGGAAACUUGAAUCUGGCUGGGCGUACCAAAGACCUGAUUGUGAUCAACGGCAUCAAGUGGAGUUCCACUGAUAUUGAGAUAGCUAUCGAGGAGGAGGGAAUUCCUGGUAUCGUGCCAUCUUUCACCGCUGCAAUUCCUCACCGAGCAGCUGAUUCAGCAACUGAGGAUAUCGCCAUCAUUUACUCUCCCGCGUACGCUCCGGAAGAUGACCAGGUUCGAUUCGAAACUGCUACCGCGAUUGCAAAGACAGUGGCUUUAAACACAAGUUGGAAACCAGCCCAUGUGAUCCCACUUCCUCAAAAGCUGCUCGAAAAGUCUACCCUGGGCAAAAUCUCCCGCAGCAAGGUCCGCUCAGCGUUUGAAAAGGGAGAAUAUGCUACUUUUGAGAAAGAGGAUUUGGAAGCUCGCAAGCGCUACCAGGAAUCCAAGUGGCGAAGCCCAGAAACAGAGACAGCUAAGUCGAUUCAGAAAAUUUUGGCCGAGAUUCUCAAGAUUCCAGCUGAAGGCAUCAGCUUGGAUUCGUCCAUUUUCGACUUGGGCGUCAGUUCGUUCAAUUUGAUGCUUCUGAAAGCCAGGGUUGAGGAUGCACUGGAAACGAAGAUUGAAAUUCCCCUGUCUGUGUUGCUAACAGAGCCCACGGUGGGCACCAUCGCCACAUUGAUCGAAAAGGCACUGUCCGAAACUCCCGAUUACAAUGCCAUCGUCCCUUUGCAAACACAAGGCACCAAAACACCAUUGUUCUGCAUUCACCCAGGUAGUGGCGAUAUAAUCGUCUUCAUCGCCUUAGCCGCACACUUCCCAACCCGCCCAGUCUAUGCGGUUCGCACCCGAGGCUACAACCCCAACGAGCGUCUCUUCACCUCAAUCCGCGAGACAGUUGAAACGUACGUACGCCAUAUCCGUCAAAUGCAGCCCAAAGGACCAUACGCUAUAGCUGGGUACUCGCUUGGAUCAACAAUUGCGUACGAGGUAGCCAAGGAGCUUGAAGCUCAGGGGCAAGAAGUUCGCUUUUUGGCUAGUAUUGACUUCCCACCUCACAUUACGCAUUACAUCCAAGGUCUCGACUGGAUUGAUGUCUUGCUUCACAUUUCCUUCUAUCUGGAGCUCAUCAAUGAAACCCUCAUGCUCCAUAUCUCGCCAUACAUGCAUACCCUGGACCGUGAAGAAGCUGUUGAACGAAUCCUAGACAUCAGCAAUCCUGCACGCAUGGAGGCACUGGGUCUCAAUGCAGAGCGCCUGGCCCUGAUCACCGGUAUUACCGAAAAUCUUCGCGUCAAUCUUCUAGACUACAAACCAACAGGUACAGUCGAUCGUAUGGACGUCUUUGUAGCCGAUCCACCUUCAUACGCAGCACUCGAUCGUCAAGAUUGGAAGAACAAGAAGCUGGGUCGCUGGGCAGAUUUUGUGCGAAGCAGUGUAGAAUUUCAUGACUGCGCUGGCAUUCAUGCUAAGAUGUUGAAUCGCGAGCAUAUGGCUGAUUUUGCUAGGAUUUUCAAGAUGGCUAUGAAGCGAAGGGGUGUCUAA